AUGUCGACAAUCUCAAUCCCCGAGCAAUCCUCCUCCCACGAAUACGGCUUCAACGCCAACCAAGGCGUAAACUGGUCCGACUACGUCCUCUUCCGACCCAUCUACCCACCCUCAUUCUUCAACCGAAUCUUCAGCUACCACUCCACUCCCAAUCCCAAUCCCAAUCCCAGUACCAAAAAGCAAUGGGAAACAGCCCAUGACGUCGGCACCGGCUGCGGCAUAGCAGCCGCAAGCCUAACAACGCCCUUCAAUAAAGUAAUAGCCUCGGACCCCAACGAAGGCUACACAACCCUAGCGCGAAAAGUCCUGGUCACAGUUUCCGGCCACGCCGAAUCCAAAUUCCACUUCUUGCAAGAAGCCGCGGAGAAAAGUAGCGUGGAGACUGGGUCUGUUGAUCUGAUCACCGCGUGUGAAUGUAUGCACUGGACGAGGCCCGAGGCUGCGAUUGCUGAGUUUGCGAGGCAGCUGCGGGCUGGGGGGACGUUGGUGAUUACGCAUUAUAAUCAUCCGAGGAUUGAGGGGAAUGACAGGGCGCAGGUUGCUUGGGAUGCGAUUCGGGAUGUGUAUGUGGGGGCUGUUUCUGGGCCGAUGUUUGAGCGGGCGUUGACGGUGAUGAAUUCUGCGUUUGAGGGGGUUGGGUUUCCGGUUGGGAGUUGGGAGGGGGUUAGGAGGUUGUAUGUGAAUGCGCUUGGGAGGGUUGAGACUUUUAGGUUGGAUGAGAGGGUUGGGGAGAGGUUGGUUCAGGCGGGUGAGGAGGUGGUUUGGGAGGAGGGCGAUGCGGAUUGGAUGGGGGAGCAGGACUUUGGGUGGUUUAGGGGGUAUUUGGAUACUUGGGCUAAGCCUGAUGUUGGGGAGGAGGUGUUGAGGCCUUACUGGGAGGAGUUAGAGAGGGCUAUGGAUGGGAAGAAGGUUAGGACGGUGACGCCGUUUGUGAUGGUUUUUGCUACGAAGAGGGCUUAA
Molecule: messenger RNA, 960 nt
Organism: Penicillium nucicola
Lineage: Eukaryota; Fungi; Ascomycota; Eurotiomycetes; Eurotiales; Aspergillaceae
Product: class I SAM-dependent methyltransferase
Exons: 1
Coding region: 1-960 (319 amino acids)
Molecular function (GO): S-adenosylmethionine-dependent methyltransferase activity
Source: RefSeq, a predicted model, not a curated record